Molecule: messenger RNA, 264 nt
Organism: Penicillium alfredii
Lineage: Eukaryota; Fungi; Ascomycota; Eurotiomycetes; Eurotiales; Aspergillaceae
Exons: 2
Coding region: 1-264 (87 amino acids)
Source: RefSeq, a predicted model, not a curated record
AUGGGGGCCAGCUGCAUAGUGGGCGCAAAGGAACAACCCGAAGAGCGUGAGGCGCCAUCCGUCAUACCUGGCAAGGUCGAGAACGAGAAUAACACGCCACACAAUAGAGCGGAGAAUAUAGCACAGACUACCGAACAUGAGAAUCGAAACUCGGCCGAGGACCCAUUCCAGCCGGUGUUUCAGAUCCUGCAGCAGCUGGAGCAAGAAGAUCCAAAGUUGGCUUCGCAGGGCGCACGGCUGUUGGGUCUAUAUCGGCGCAUGUGA